AGUGCAUAUAAAAUUAAGUAAAAGACUGCGUUAAGAAUCAUUAUCAUGAAUAUCAUAUUUUGUUCCCAAAGUGAAUCCAAGCUCAGAAGUCAGUCAUUCAUACAGCUCUGGCCUAUUUAGUUCUGAGGUCGCAAUUCAAUGAUUACAUACGUAUAAAACUUCUCUGAAGUUGAACUUACAUAAAACCCCAUGAACAGUUAUCACCGGAAAUUGGCCGUUCUUAUUGGAUUAUCGUCGAGUUGUUUGCUUGUGCACAAAUUUAUUCCACAGUAUUUAAAAAUGUCAACUUUAACAACUCAACAAGACGAUUUGGACCAAUUUUGUAAAAUCUAUCUACGUAGAGACCAAACUGGGCGAGAUAUCGGGUCACACCGUGACCCAAAGGUGGCAAUUUAUGCUCCAUCCUGGGUCAAAGAUGGCCUUCAAACUCUUGCUGGUCAGUUAAGUGGAAAGCGAUUCAAAGUGCUUGAAGCGUACUCGUCAUCGCCACUGGAAGAAUUUACCUUAACAUCUACUCUGACAUUGACCGAACUACAAAAAAUUUCCCGUAAUGAAGCAUCCAACGUUGAUGGCGUCAUCAAUAUUGGACAUUACUCGGACGGGGGUAUUGACGACUUGGAGCUGUUACUCGCCAUGAAAGACCUUGUCAGACAGUCCAUUAUCGUAUCUCGGACGGAAGCCACCCAUUUUGGAGGCUAUCCAAACCGGUCAUCCCGAAAAGAGUUGAACCCCACUAGCCCGGUCUACAUUGUUGACCUGGCUGCCCUCCAGUUCCAGCAGUACUAUAAUACGGGAAGACUCGUCCUCAUUAACGAGGUAGACCCCAUCCCACCAAGCAGGGGUUUAUUGGACGACCUGAUUUUCGAACGGGUCGUCGGUGAGAAAAAGAAAACUUUCCAGGAGGCCAAGAACUCGCCAGAUGCCAAAAUUAGAUUCGUGUCAGUUCGAGGCUUUGGAAGAUCCAAAUGUUUAUUUGACGUCCACGCGUAUCAUAAGUUUGUUGCCUGGGACGUCGUCCUCGUCGGGCUGGCAGUCACACAUUCCACCGUAAAAUCUGGACAUGGCGACAAGGUUAACUUCAAAUUUUUAAAAUAUGGGACAGGUUUUUUUGCUGGACAUUUUGGCAACAUUGUUAACUCCCACAUUUUGACGGGUGUGGUGCUCGGGUUGGAGAUGUUGUUCGAGAAACAUGGUGACACCGUUUCCCAAGUUAUUAAUCAUAUUGAGCUUCCAUUUUACCAAAGUGAAGUCGGAGGUGUGGAAAGGUUGGAAAAAAUCAGGGAAAAAUAUCACGUGACGUAUUCAUUCGGGAUGGAUGACGCUUUAAAACCCACACAACCGGGUCUUGUCACAGCAUCGACGAAUUGUGGCGAUUCGAUGGCAGUUUUUGGAAAUGAAAUGGGUUUCUCCAGCGUUGAUGCAGCAAUCGCUGAAAAUCUGGAGGGCAAGGGGGCCACGUUGUGUCCAAUAUUGAAUCCUGAAAUGCAAAAUGUGUUCCUAGAUUUGGAUGAAGAACCGAUUGCAGACAAUGCGGAUUUGAUCAAUCUUGCCGACACUAAUCCUAACGAGAAGGAACAAAGUGAAGCUAUGGAUGUCAGUUCUAGCGAUAACAAAAUGUCCCCUCAUUUAUAAUUUAAUUUGUGGAUACGAUAACGUUAUUUAAGGAUCCAGUUCAAAGAUUUAUAUGCAGAUAUUUAAUUUAUAAUUAUUCAGCAUAAGCGCAUUAUUAACUUUUAAUAAUUAUGUGAAUGAUUAUUAAUUCCCGGAAAAGAUACAUAAUAUCAAUGAGUAUUGAAUAUUUUCCAGUUUACCAUAUUUCCAUAUUUUCCAUACUAUGUUUCCAUAUUUACCAGUUUUGUAAACUGAUAACUAUUAACACGUGAAUAAAGGUUUAAAUCAAUGAUUAAAUCAA
Molecule: messenger RNA, 1912 nt
Organism: Folsomia candida
Lineage: Eukaryota; Metazoa; Arthropoda; Collembola; Entomobryomorpha; Isotomidae
Exons: 5
Coding region: 190-1632 (480 amino acids)
Source: RefSeq, a predicted model, not a curated record